CAUCGCGCUGGAACACGGUCACUCAGUCACCAAACGAGAUAUAUCACUUCGAAAACAUGUUUGCGUGACACGGUCCCUGCUCAAAGCCAUCAUGGCCGACGCACAGCCAUUUAACACGUUCAGCUCGAGCAGUUCCGCGAUGCGACGUGCGCCGCGCGGGAAUCGGCUUGCUACCGCCACCGGUCAACUCACGAGCGUCUAUUGGAUGCUUCGCGUUUCCCUUUGUUAUAAGCCUCGUUCACACUCCCUUCGAUUUACCAGAGUGUUCAAAACUUUAUCGAAUCAAAUAUCUUUCAAAAUAUUUGUCAGUCUAUAAUAAUAUUCGAAUUAAAAUUUACACAUACAUUUUGAUAGUUUCCAGAAAUGUAUAUUUCGUUCAUGCGACUUAUAACAUUGUCUGGUGGCGUCGAAAUUUUUAAGGCUUUCUUAACCUAUCAUUCUAUAUUUCAUAAAAAUAAAUCAAAGACUUUUUAAUUAUAUGGUAUCGUUAAAAAGUAAACAUGAAUAAAUAUUCGGUUACAGGUUUACAGCAAAAAAUUUUAUAUGUGUAUUUUUUAACAGUACUUAGGUUGAUAUUUUUUCAUCGCGUUAUGAAAACAUAGAUUUAAAAAAAAUGGAAUUAAUUGCAAAAUUUACAUUUAUAUAUUUGAUAGUAACUUAGAAGAAUUAAUGGUGAUAAGACUUAAUUAUACUUUCUGAUAUCAUGAUAGUAUUUACAUACGCUUAUGUUUUGUAUUUUAAGUGAUUUUAAUUUGCGCACGCGUCGCGUAUGCGAGGAUAUUUUAAAUUUUAAAUCUUUCACGGAGUGCAAGAAUUGGAAAUUAGUUGACAUUAUUAGAUGAUAUUGUUUAUUCUUUUUAUUUACAAUUUCGAUUAAAAUGAAGCACAUUUUAAUUUAACUAGAUAUCUUCCUAAUACAUUCCAACUUUUAGCAACACAAAAAGAUAUUUUCGCUAUUGGAAUUUUCUCAUGUAAUGUAAACAGGAAACCGAGUUCGAAAAAUUUUAACAAUAAUAUUACUAUUAUAUUAUGGAGACUAAUAAAGUAAAAAUAAAAUGGAAAAUGUAAAUAAAAAACUAUGUGUUAAUAUUUUCCGCUUGAACGGAAACUUAGGUUAGAUGUAUUGGUGCAACAUGUCGAAGCAACAAAUCUAAAGUUAGAUAUUAAUUCCAUUAAUUUGAAAUCAGUUAUAGCGAUGGUUGAUCGUAGAAUAUUUUAUUUAAUUGAAGGAAUCUUUGGUUGAAGUUAAAUCAUAUUCCCGCGUAUCGACAUGACGCAGAUUAUUGCAAUUCUUUCUGUGAUUCCUAGGUUAUCUUACCAUCUUCGAAUUCAACUUCCAAACUUAACAAUAUUUGACGUUUUGCCAGAAGUUGCAGAAAUAUUAAAAAUGUUUGGAGCCACCAUAUGGGAAGUGACAAGACCACCUCUUAAAGAGAACUUAUAUUAUCUUCAUGAACAUAGAACAAUUGCACAUUUGUCUGAAAUGCUAACAAAUUGUGAUUAUAUUAUUAAUAUUUUACCAUCUACAUCUAGUACUCUAGGUUUGUUAAACAAAAAUAUAUUACAGAAUUGUAAAAAUCAUGGCAAUGUUCUUAUCAAUGUAGGUUGAGGUACAGUAAUUAAAGAGAUAAAUUUAUUAAAUGCACUUGAACAACAAUGAAUUUCAGGAACAAUUUUAGAUAUUUUUAUAGAAGAACCAUUGCCAAAAGAAAGUAAAUUGUAAAUAUUAACACAAGCAAUUACAUUAAUUAAAACUAAAAUUUUUUCUUACUAAUAUAUUAGAAAAUAAUAGGAAAUAUUUUUAUGCAGGUUAUCUCAGGUGUAAUUCGUGCUAAAGAUGUAGCAAAAUAUUUUGUUUAAAAUUAUCGAAGAUAUAUUAAAAGUGCAAACUUGCAAAAUAUAGCAAAUUUACAAGGAA
Molecule: messenger RNA, 1918 nt
Organism: Bombus pyrosoma
Lineage: Eukaryota; Metazoa; Arthropoda; Insecta; Hymenoptera; Apidae
Exons: 2
Coding region: 1271-1609 (112 amino acids)
Molecular function (GO): NAD binding
Source: RefSeq, a predicted model, not a curated record